UACCUACUUGGCUGUCUGUACACAGUACAAACCGUACUCGAUUACGAUUUGCGAUUCAGUCGGCGACCGGUGCCCAUUGGCGUUUGAACUGUGCCGUCGUCGCUCCGUGAAAUUAAUACUUAUUUGUAGUUAUUAUACAUAGGACAGUGAAACAUUGCUAUUCUCUAAGCGUUAUUGCGUUUAUUAUAUAAUUUUUAUGAAUACGCAGAAGUUUUUGCGGUUAGUGAAUUGUUCAUAAGUGAUCCGUGCUUCGCGUAGCCAGAAAUAUGAUACAAUACACAAACUGUUUUUUAUUUUGACCAUAGAAUAGUUAUCCGGUUAUAUAAUUUUGUGUGAUUUUUUGCUAUAAAAUUUAUAGCAUUGUGCUGGACGACUCAACGAUUGUAUGUGCGUGUAUAGAUUAUAAAAGAGAUACUGAACAGGAUAACGUGAAGAAAAUAUGGAUUCAAAAGUUGUCCUUAAGGGCGACAAUCCGCACGAUAAAGCAAAUAUAUUUUCUAAAGUAUUUCUUUGUUGGAGCUUUCCGCUGUUUGCAAAGGGACAUAAAAGUGGACUAAGCGUAGAUGACUUGUGGAAAGCUCGACAAGCCGAUCAUUCGGGUAGCCUCGGCGACCAGCUCGAAGUGGCGUGGAACGAAGAAGUACGCAGAUCUAAAGAAAAAAACAUUAAACCGUCACUGUCUAGAGCAAUUAUAUCAUGUUUUUGGCUGGAGUAUCUGCUCUGUGGUAUCUUAGUUGGCGUACUUUUUAUUAUAUUAUGGCCCACCAUUCCUUUUACCCUGGCAUUAUUCAUUGGAUACUUUUCUGGCGAAAAAACAGCGGAGACUUAUAGGAACGCCCAUAUUUAUAAUUUCCUCCUGAACGUCGCGACCAUAUUAACCGCUGUCUGUUUGAGUCACACGCAGUUGGGCCAAGGGCGUGUCGGCAUGAGAGUAAGAAUAGCAAGCUGCUCAUUGUUAUACAGAAAAAUACUUCGCCUUAAUCGUGUUGGUCUAAGUCAAACUGAGCCGGGCCAAGUAAUUAACUUAAUGUCGAACGACGUAAAUCGGUUUGACCUGGUCGCCCUUUAUCUGAACAAUUUAUGGGUGAUGCCAAUAGUGGUGAUAGUCGUAUGCUAUUUGGUGUGGCAACAUAUAGGAUUGGCGACGAUAGCCGCCCUUGCUGUUAUAAUAACUCAAAGUAUAUUCGUUCAAGCGUAUCUAAGUAACUUACAAGGCAAGUUUCGAGGUAAAAUCGCCAAACGCACAGACCAAAGAGUGAAGGUUAUGAGUGAACUAGUCAACGGAGUUCAAGUUAUCAAAAUGUAUGCUUGGGAGAAGCCAUUUGAGAAAAUCGUCGACCAACUACGAAAGAUUGAAGUGAAGUUUAUACUGCACACUUCGUUCAUAAAGGGCUUCUCGACGGCUCUCAGUGUGUUCACGGAACGGUUCAUAUUGUUCUCCGCAUUGGUUGCGUUUGUUUUGCUCGGGGGCGAAAUCCGAGCCGAUAUCACGUUCUCGCUGGUACAAUACUACAACUUGCUGCAAUUGGCCUGCAACAUACUGUUUCCUAUGGCACUUGCUUUUCUUGCGGAAACAAAAGUGUCUAUCAGAAGGAUCGAGGAAUUCCUUGCACUUGAAGAAUUGGACCCUCAUGAAACAGAAUCGAAUGGUGUUAACGGGAACGUGAUAACGAGCGACGUUGAGAUGAAGAAAGAGAAACACAAGCUGAUGGAAUCCCCAAGUCUGGUGCUGUCGAAUGUCAGUGCGAGUUGGCAACAGAGUCCUAUUGUGGAGACUCUACGUAAUAUAUCGUUGACUGCGCCUCCGGGUACAUUCGUCGGAAUAGCAGGCCUUGUUGGCUCCGGAAAGUCGACACUACUGCACGUGAUUCUGGGCGAGCUGAAGCCAACACAAGGAACAGUGUACUUGGGAGGUGCUCGUGUUUCUUACGCGAGUCAGGAGCCGUGGCUAUUCGUUGCGACGGUGCGGCAGAACAUCCUGUUUGGAUUGCCUUACGAUCGCGUCAGAUAUAGAAAGGUGGUGACGGCGUGUGCCCUGCUGCGAGACUUCGAGCAGCUUCCUGCCGGGGACUCCACAAUGGUUGGUGAACGAGGCAUCAGCCUGAGCGGUGGCCAACGCGCUCGUAUCGGUCUGGCCCGGGCAUGCUAUCGUCAAGCGGACAUCUACCUCUUGGACGAUCCACUAUCCGCCGUGGACACUCAUGUCGGCAAGCACCUGGUGUCAGAAUGUCUGAUGGGUCUUCUGGGCAACACCACCCGCAUCUUGGUCACACAUCAGCUGCAUCACCUCAAAAGCGCUGAUAAAGUCGUCAUUUUGAGAAAUGGAGAAGUGGAGAUUACUGGCAAUUUCGAUGAGGUGUCCAAGUCCCCGUUGUUUGAAGAGUUGCUGGAAGAAGAAGAAGUGCCUGGACAGCCCGAGACACCAAAGGCACUUGUUAAAAGAGAACGAACUAUUUCUAUACAGUCACAAACAAGUCUGAGUACAUCGUUAGCUGCUGAAGGCUACCCAGAGGACGCGGAUGAACAACAAGAGAAGGCGGAACUUAUUGAAAAAGGUCGUGUCACCGCAUCGGUAUACAGAAGAUAUUUCCGAGCUGGCGGAGGAUGGGGAAUCCUUUUCUUUGCCCUGGUCUCCGUUAUCAUUGCUCAAAUGAUAACAUCGGCGAGUGACCUCUGGCUUACCUACUGGAUGAACAAUGUUGAAAGUAAGCACAACCGUUACAGUCUCAUAGAAGAGAGACUUGCGAAUGGGACUGACUUGAAUGAUACACUGCUAGUGCUUCCCAGACAAGACAAUACAAACCAGUCUCUACUCGUUGUCAAUGACUUGCUAAGUACUACGAUGAACCCGAACCUAACAGUAAUAGGCACUAUGGUUAAGACUGCGUUAACAAUGGUGGAACACGAAGAGCCUCUAGACCAUAUAUUUUAUAUUUACGUGUGGGCGGCAGCGAUUCUUGGCUGCAUGAUUUUCACAACGGGAAGGUCCCUACUGUUUCUGUGGCUGUGCACUCGCACUUCUGUGAAACUUCACAAUCAAAUGUUCAGCAACAUAAUGACAGCGACGAUGCGAUUCUUCGAUACGAACCCUUCCGGUCGCAUCCUGAACAGAUUCUCUAAGGACAUGGGCAUCGUUGACGAGAUACUCCCGAGAAUGUUCUUGGACAGUAUUCAGGUGUUCAUGGUGAUGAUGGGAAUAUUGGUAAUGGUGGCUAUAGUGAGCCCUUUCAUGUUGCUCACAACUCUGUUCUGUGGCGUCCUGAUGUAUAUGUGGACCCUCGUCUACCUCAACACAGCUCAGGCUAUUAAAAGGGUUGAAGGGAUAACUCGCAGUCCCGUGUUCUCACACGUGUCAGCCAGUAUGGCGGGAUUAGCCACAAUACGGUCAAGUGAAGCCCAGGAGAUGUUACGGAUACAGUUUGACGAAAAGCAGGACGUUCAUACCGCCUCCUGGUACCUGACAAUAAUCACAAACACUGCGUUCUCGAUAUAUUUGAGUCUCAUAUCGUCGCUGUAUGUCAUCGUGGUCGCUUACACCUUCCUACUUCUCGAUGAUGGAAAGACAAAGUCGGGUAACGUCGGCUUAGCGAUAAGUCAAGCUUUGAUCUUGGUGACGAUGAUGCAGCAUGGUAUCAAACAAACAACGGAAGCGAUAUCACAGAUGAUCAGCGUGGAAAGACUUCUGCAGUAUACUAACCUGCCACAGGAGGAGCAGGCGGGUGCUUCGCCCCCGGCCGAGUGGCCGAAACGAGCCAAAAUUGUGUUUAAGGACCUUUACUUGAGAUACGACAAGGAGGCAGAACCUGUACUUAAGAAUUUGAAUAUUGUUAUAGAAAGUGGAUGGAAGGUGGGUGUUGUCGGACGCACCGGCGCUGGCAAAUCUUCAUUAAUCUCUGCACUGUUCCGCCUGGCACCAAUCGAUGGACACAUUUACAUCGACGACCUGGACAGCACCGAAAUAGCCUUAAAGCAACUCCGGUCCAAAAUCUCAAUCAUACCACAAGAGCCAGUAUUGUUCUCGGCCAGCUUGCGAUACAACUUGGACCCGUUCGACAAGUAUUCCGACGCGGACGUUUGGAGAGCCUUAGAACAGGUUGAACUAAAGAGCACAGUUACCUCUCUGUCAUCCAACGUGGAAGCGGGCGGUGCGAACUUCAGUGUGGGACAGAGACAGCUGCUAUGUCUGGCGCGUGCAGCGCUAGCAAGGAACAAACUGCUCGUUCUGGAUGAAGCCACUGCCAAUGUUGACCCCAACACGGACGCGUUGAUACAGAAAUCAAUACGUAAACACUUCGCGCAGUGUACUGUGAUCACCGUAGCGCACAGGCUUCACACUGUUGCUGACGCAGACCGUGUUGUUGUUAUGGAGGCAGGUCAGAUCGUUGAAAGCGGUCACCCACACGACUUGCUGCAGAAAGAGGAAGGCUACUUCACGAAAAUGGUCAAACAGUUGGGACCCGCGUCGGAGCAGAGUCUGAGAGAACUGGCGCACAACGCGUACCUACAACACAUCAAGUACGCCGACGCAGACGAGCAAACAUAGUUUCGAAAUAUACUAGUGUUUAGUGAUAAAUCGAAUUGCAAGCAUUGCACGUGAUAUUUAAUUAGAUGCUGUGCAAUCGAUAGUAAAACUAUACAGGAUGUAAUUGUUAAGUGUGACCAGCGGGCCUACCAUGAACUCUUAUUGCGAUUCAAUUGACGACCUUAAAUGAAUUGCUUCGCUAUUUCAUACCACGACUUCAUUAGAGCUAUCCAGUUUUGGUUGACUUCAAAUCAAUCAAUCAAAAAAAGUACUCAGUGCUCCUGUCAAAUCAAACAUAAAUGGAGGUGCGUUGAUAACUCGCUUCAAUCAGUUUAUUUUUACGAAAACACCUAAGCAAACCUUUAAUUUGUAAUUCAAAGUACUAUAUACAUACAUAGAUUAGUACUAAAGGGCGACUUUAAUACCUAAUGGUUUAUAAGUUUGACGCUAUAAAGCGCAAUUUUAAAAUGUAUUUGUAGUAAUUUCUACGCAAAAAACCGCUAAUAUCAUAUAUACAUAUAUAUAUAUAUAUAUAUAUAUAUAUAUAUAUAUAUAUAUAUAUAGGUUUCGAAACGCAACGCAUAUGGUUCGAGUAAGAGAGACAAACUCAUGCAACGACUGUACACCGUCAUCUCUUUCUCACACCGCGGACCACAGACAAAUUUCUUUCAUUCAUUCUUCCAUAAGCGAUCCAAACGCCAUUCAGUUAUAGGCACUUCAUGGUACGAAUCUUAGCGAUUCAGUUUAGGCACCUAAACUGAACUGCAUCGGAAUUGAAUCGCUAAUUAAAAGUUGAUGGUAGGCCUUCAGGUGAUUAUACUGUAAAUACUAUGGAUAUCAAAAAACAAAAAAAAAAUAUUAAAUACUCCCAAACAUUUUUUGUAUUGGAUACUUCUCGUUUGAUUUUUAAAAAGUUAUUGAUGUCAUUUUACUGAUUAAUGGCCUUUCGAUAUCAGUUUAAAGUUUUUUGAUAUCUGGUCACACUUAACGAUUACACGCUGUAUUUAAAUAUAACCAGCAGUGAGACAAUACCAAUAUAUAAUAUAACAUGUUGGAAUGAAUAAUCUAGAUGUAUCUUUUAUAAGUAAUUAAUACGUAUGUAUGUUCUUUGCUUACAUAAUAUAGUUGCGAGUAGUACUUAUGAAUAUGAUUCAGAAAAUAUGCUUUUUUCCGCUGAACCUAACAAUUUAAUGAAAAUAAUAUAAAACAAAUAAACUUUAUAAAGGAGAUAAUUGUUAUUGCUCGUAAGGCAUACAUACUUAAUUGUCGUUUCAAAGAUGCCUGAAUUGUAAGAACUUAUUUUUAACCGACUUCAAAAAAGGAGGUUCUCAAUUUGUCGGUAUGUUUUCUUUUUUGUUUAAUAAUACUCAUGUCAAUAUAAUUAAUUAAUAUUGCUAUUUGAACGCGAAAACUAGCGUAAUUUCAUAAUCAUGUGAAUAACUCAGUACUUAGUGUAUACAAGCUUUUGCCCGCGACUUCGUACUUACGUAACAUAAUAUAGGUACCUAGAUAAGAGAAAACACCAAUAUAUAUUAUAUUAUAUUAUGAACAAACAAAAAAUAUAGAAUUUAUACUCACUACUACUAGAAUAUAAGUAUUAUUAUUGUAAUGCAUUUACAGUGUGACUAAAGUAAUUAUGAAAAUGUAAGUUGUAACUCAUAAAAACAGAUAAUUAAUGA
Molecule: messenger RNA, 6201 nt
Organism: Leptidea sinapis
Lineage: Eukaryota; Metazoa; Arthropoda; Insecta; Lepidoptera; Pieridae
Product: ATP-binding cassette sub-family C member 4-like
Exons: 24
Coding region: 440-4543 (1367 amino acids)
Biological process (GO): transmembrane transport
Cellular component (GO): membrane
Molecular function (GO): ATP hydrolysis activity; ATP binding; ABC-type transporter activity
Source: RefSeq, a predicted model, not a curated record